AUGCCGAACCAUCGUUUGCUGAAGAGAGUGCUGUUUUUCAUGCCCAAUUCAGAAUGGCGUAAACAAAGAGGUGGCCAACCCUUGACUUGGCAGAGGAGUAUGAAGGGGAUCACGAAACGCUUGGGUGCUGUCGGUGCUACACGCCUUCCAGGAUGGGGACCGCGUGAUCCUCACUGUACCUGGUUGGAGACACUACAAGAUAUGGUUGCCAACCGAUGUCAGUGGCGUUCUUGUUGUCACAGUGUUAUUGAGAUCAUUUCUCUAAGUCGUUCGCUAGGAAUGACCAAAUCAGCUUUAAGGCGAAAGAUCAACAGAAACAACGCGGAUAGGCACUAUGAAAAUCGUCACCUUUCUAACCGGACCCGGCCGCGUCCGACCACUGUCGGGCGUCCGCCGUGUGAAUCUCUUUUGCCGGAUGCAGAAGGAUUCAUUCUCCACUUGAGCAAGCGGGAGAAAGACCUUCUCAGGAGAUCUGACUCUGAACAGACCCAAAUCCGUCCGAUGGAUCUAUCAGUUAAUUCAGAAGAAUCAAAUCCAGAACCCAUUGAACAAGAAAGUUUCAGUGACGAUGAGUUCGAGGCGCAUUCGACCGUUUCAAAGAGUUGGGUUCGCAAACAGCUGAAGGGUCCUCAUCAGGGUGGAAUCAGUAAACCAGGGUGCAAAAAACGCCACACGACUUUACUGCGUCGCGCGUUGUUACAUACACGACUUCAGCUCCAGAACGCGACAGAAGUGUCUGAAAGCAGUCGUCAGCCAUUAAUCGAUCCAUCCACACGACCUCCCAACACUCAUUCACCAUCAUCUACCCUUCUGGAUCCAUUUACGCUCAUCCAGCGGUGGGCUUCAGGGUCUGCUGAGUCGGCUAUGGAUGCCAAAACGUUGGCGAGCCGCAAGCGGAAGAAGAAGGCAAAAUCAAAGCCCAACCCCGGGACCUCGGCGGGAAACGAAAGCAGAUCCUUGACUUCUCUCAAGUCGCGAUCAACAGCCACGCACCACGCAAUCGAAUCCUUCCGAAACAUGUUGGUGAAAUUUUGAACCUAUCAUUCUUGCUUUGUGACAUGUACAUAAC
Messenger RNA from Opisthorchis viverrini, 1069 nucleotides. RefSeq lists its product as hypothetical. The record is from RefSeq and is a predicted model, not a curated record. NCBI's taxonomy places the organism in Eukaryota, Metazoa, Platyhelminthes, Trematoda, Opisthorchiida, Opisthorchiidae. The transcript is spliced from 4 exons. Bases 1 to 1035 code for a protein of 344 amino acids.